Messenger RNA from Salarias fasciatus (jewelled blenny), 3935 nucleotides. Its product is annotated as zinc finger FYVE domain-containing protein 1-like. The record is from RefSeq and is a predicted model, not a curated record. NCBI's taxonomy places the organism in Eukaryota, Metazoa, Chordata, Actinopteri, Blenniiformes, Blenniidae. Bases 692 to 3022 code for a protein of 776 amino acids. Gene Ontology annotation, molecular function: phosphatidylinositol-3,4-bisphosphate binding; phosphatidylinositol-3-phosphate binding; phosphatidylinositol-3,4,5-trisphosphate binding. Gene Ontology annotation, biological process: lipid droplet formation. The transcript has 12 exons. Gene Ontology annotation, cellular component: lipid droplet.
UUGACCCCUGGAUAAAAACAAGCCGAUCAGCUGAUGUAAAAGCAACAAAAUCUUCAGGGGUCCGACACAAAAUACCCCAGAUAACUUUACCAGCAUCGGCAGCUAUUUGUACGGUUGUACAGUACAGUCUCGUUUUAGAUCGUGUCGAGGCGGCGCUUAGUGUAGUCGUCGUUCGCCGGACUGGUAGCAUCUGCUAGUAGGUCAGUGGACUGAAAUGAAGGUUGUUUGUUUCUUCAGGAGUGUGUCUCUUUGUGUAGCUGCUGUGAGCUAACUGCAGGUUAUUAUCGAGCUACUUGUAAGUGGAAACUUACUUAUUCAAGCUAACUUACUAUAAUUACAAAUAUAUGCAGUGGAAGCUAAUGUUCGGUAGCGAGAUCUUGUAACAAAACAAACUACCGGCAACGUUUGAAGUUACAACUUGAGCCUGUUUACUUGACAUCUUUAGUGUUUGGUUUGCUUUUGAGAAACGGUUUUUACCAUUCUGACACAAAGUAGUAAUAAGGUGCUCAGUUGAUGCGAUAUCGGCAGCUUUGUGCUUGAGUGAAAUUGAGUGAAAGGGGUUAAAUGACAUCUGGUCAUAGAUAUUUACCUCGCCGUGCCAUAACUUGGUGUCCAGCCUUGCACUUAUUUCGCAAUCCCCACUUCGGUUCUGCAACUCUUCGGAAGCAGGUGUUUUGUUGUCAGGUCUGACAUGAGUGGUCAGGGUUCAGCUGUAGAUAAAGGCAUGAACACAGUCCUCGUCUGCCAGGAGAGCUACGCCUGUGGGGGUUCAGAUGAGGCCGCGUUUGAGUGCGAUGAAUGUGGCAGUCUGCAGUGUGGUCGCUGUGAACUGGAGCUGCAUCGGCAGGAGCGGAUGAGGAAUCACGACCGGGUUCGGAUCGCACCGGGCCACGUUCCUUUCUGUGACUCGUGUAAAGGUGACAGCAGCUGCUCUGUCAGGCUCAGAGCGGUCGUGCGCUGCCAGGGUUGUAAGAUAAACCUGUGUUUGGAUUGCCAGAAACGCACCCAUGGUGGAGUCAACAAGAGGAAGCACCCACUGACACUUUAUCCCCCCGCCAAAGCUCCUCAGGAGAACAGUGUUAGUGCUGGGGAGAGCGAGAUGGAAAUCCUUAAAGCCAAGCUGGAGAAAGUGUGCAGCUUCCUGUUAGUGGAUGAGAAGGAGGAGAUGCAGGUGAAGGAUGAGGAGGACUUUGUCAACAGAUUGGGCUGCAGACCAGAUGAACUCCUGAAGGUGGUCUCCAUCUUUGGAAACACCGGGGAGGGAAAAUCCCACACCCUCAACCACACCUUCUUUCUCGGAAGAGAAGUUUUCAAGACCUCCCCCACUCAAGAGUCCUGUACUGUAGGAGUUUGGGCAGCUAUGGACCCUCUUCACUGGGUUGUAGUCAUCGACACAGAGGGCCUGCUUGGAGCUGGAGCCAAUCAGGGUCAGCGUACCCGCCUGCUCCUCAAGGUCCUGGCUAUUUCUGAUGUUGUCAUCUAUCGAACACACGCUGACCGUCUCCAUGAUGAUCUCUUCAAGUUUCUCGGUGAUGCAUCAGAUGCCUACAUCAAACAUUUUGCCAGGGAGUUGAAGGCGACCACUACCCGCUGUGGCCUGGAUGUCCCGUUGUCCACUCUUGGCCCUGCUGUGAUUAUCUUCCAUGAAACGGUUCACACCAAGCUGCUUGGCUCAGACAAACCAUCGGAGUCAGCCGACCGUCUGCUCCAGGAGCGUUUCAGAAAGCUGGGACUGUUUCCUGAAGCGUUCAGCUCCAUUCAGUACCGUGGGACUCGGACCUACAACCCUCCUACAGACUUCAGCGGGUUGCUGCGCAGUCUGGAGCAGCAGCUGGACAACAAUACCACUCGCUCACCACGAUCUGCCAGCGUCAUCUUCAAAGCCCUACAGGCCCUGAGUGAACGCUUUAGUGGGGAUAUUUCAGAUGAGCACAUGACGAGCAACUCCUUUUUUCCCGAUGAGUACUUUACCUGCUCCAGCAUCUGCCUCAGCUGUGGGUCAGGCUGUAAGAGAAGCAUGAAUCACUUGAAGGAAGGACUUGACCACGAAGCCAAACAUCGCUGCCGCUACUCCGCGCAGUAUGACAACCGCAUCUAUACCUGCAAGGCCUGCUACGAGGGAGGAAAGGAGGUAAUCGUGGUUCCCAAAACGACGGCCUCGUCUGACUCACCGUGGUUUGGCUUGGCCAUCUACGCCUGGUCCGGAUACGUUAUUGAGUGUCCCAACUGUGCAGUGAUCUACAGAAGCAGACAGUACUGGUAUGGAAACCAGGAUCCAGUGGAAACCGUGGUCAGAACUGAGAUCCAGCACAUCUGGCCAGGGUCUGACGGCUUUUUGAAGGACAACAACAAUGCUGCACAGAGGUUGUUGGACGGAGUUAAAUACAUUUCUCAGUCCGUUUCCGAACUGAGCGUCAAGCCUGCCAAAGCUGUAACCUCCUGGCUCACAGACCAGAUUGCUCCUGCCUACUGGAAACCCAACUCCCUCAUUCUGAAAUGCUAUAAGUGUGGCGAGGAGUUCCAGCCGAAUGACACGAAGCACCACUGUCGUGCCUGCGGGGAGGGCUUCUGUGACGCCUGCUCCUCCAAAUCGCGGCCAGUCCCCGAGCGGGGCUGGGGCCUCGCUCCAGUGAGAGUCUGCGACGCCUGUUUCCACAACAGAGAAAUCCCAGCCGAGUUGCUGGAUGCCGCCCUGGAGGAGGAGGGAGGCACCCUGAUAGCCAGGAAAGUUGGAGAGGCCGUUCAGAACACCAUAGGCGCUGUCGUCGGCGCCAUCGACAUACCGCUUGGCCUGGUGAAGGACGCAGCCCGCCCGGCCUACUGGGUCCCAGACCAGGACAUCCACUCCUGCUGCGCGUGCCAAAGGGAGUUCAGCCCGCGCCUCUCCAUCCAUCACUGCCGUGCCUGUGGACAGGGCGUGUGCGACGACUGCUCCCAGGAGCGCCGCCCCGUGCCGUCCCGCGGCUGGGACCACCCUGUGAGGGUCUGCAGCGGCUGCAAUCAGAAGUCCGGGGAGCUCUAGCAGCAGCAGGAGGCGGAGGAGAAGGAGGAGAAGCGUUUGGAUGGUUUAAUCACCUCGAUAAAAACUGGAAGUGACGUUUUAGUCUGGCUUAAAGAGGCUUAACUAAGAGUUUUCUUGCCGGCAGGAUUGACAAUUCUUUUUUGUUGAUUUUUUUUUUUUUUUAACGCUGGUCUUGUAUCACUUCAGUCCUUUUAUUCUAUUUCACUUCAAUAUGUGUGUAAUUGACACUGUGAAGAGAACCAGUCAGAGUGAGACUUGAAUAUCUACAAGACGAAACAGCAGCGAUGAUGAAAGUGACAGCGGCUGCAUAACAGCUGAGCACAGGUAAUUCUAUAUGCCCCCCCCCCCCUUGAAUAUACCACUGCACAAGAAACCCCCCCACCCCCCAACCUCACACUCCUCCCAGAUGUGACAUACUUAUAUUACAUGCACCUUUAUGUCUGGGUUGGGGUACACAACAAAACCGUUUUUUUUUAAAAAUGGAAGUACUGACUGAUUUUAUACUGAAGCGGUAUCAGGGAACGAUAACCCCUCCCCUUCCCACACACCGUCUCCUAAAUUACCCACAAUUAAUUCUGAUCCAUGUUUAAAUGGUUCUUAAGUCAUGUUCUUCCUACUCAGUAUUGAUUGUGCUCGUUGGCUUCAAGAAGAAAAUACUAGAACAAUCGGAAGCCGUUCAGUAGCAUUGAGAUGCAUUCCAACUUAUAUACUUAGUAAUUACUACUUACAUAAGCCCUGGAUCCUUUGUGGUUGUGUGUGUGUGUGUGUGUGUGUGUGUGUGUGUGUGUGUGUGUGUGUGUGUGUGCGUGCUUGAAUGGGCAGAUGUUAGAAGAACAGCCUUAAUAAUGCUGUCCAGAGUAAGUGUUUCGAUUUUAUUCAGAAUAUACAUAUACAGUAAUAAUACAUAUAUGGG